Molecule: messenger RNA, 3637 nt
Organism: Patiria miniata (bat star)
Lineage: Eukaryota; Metazoa; Echinodermata; Asteroidea; Valvatida; Asterinidae
Product: NLR family CARD domain-containing protein 4-like
Exons: 1
Coding region: 24-3104 (1026 amino acids)
Source: RefSeq, a predicted model, not a curated record
AAAAUACGGGUAGUUACGUGCAGAUGAUGCCAUGGAUGGAUGAUGACAAAAAACAUAUUAUGGACAUCUACACUAAGUUACAAUUAGAAAAGGGCGAUUAUGAUUUAAAGGGAAAAGUAGAAACAUACGAGGAUAUUUUCGAAAUCAAAUCCAGAGAUGGUCAUCCAAUUAUACGGGCAAUUUUGAGAGGAUUGGCUGGUCUAGGUAAAACGACUCUUCUCGAUAAAAUUGCUUACGAUUGGGCUUGUGGCUCUGUCGCUGUACUGAAGAAAUAUAAGUUAGUUUUCGUAUUGAAAAUGCAUUCUCUGACACAGGAUUCAGAUGUAAUAGACUCAGUGUUUGAUCAGUUAUUAGAUGAAAAGGACAUAGAUAGAGAAGAGUUGAAAUCCUUCAUUACGACCCGGCCUGACGAAGUUUUGUUUCUGUUGGAUGGUUUUGAUGAAUUCAAGACCACUGAACUUGAUGAGACGAAAUUCGGUUCACUUCUCAAAAUGCUUAAUCGAAAGGGUGAGUAUGACAAAUGCAGUGUACUUGUAACAACUCGCCCCUCUCACUAUGACAAACUGGCAAAGGGCUCUUUGAUUGAGAGGCCCUUUGUUCUUGUGAAUGUUUUGGGGUUUAACAAAGAUGACAUUGAGGAAUAUGUGCACAAAUUUUACUCUGAAGAAAGUUUCCGAGCUUCUGGGCUUCUUGAGAGGAUAAAAUCCUCGGAGGUUCUGUACGAUUUGGCAAGGAGUCCCAUGAUACUGUUGUUGAUGUGCUUGUUAUGGAGAGUGAGUUCCGAACUCCCCGAUACAAUGUCACGCUUGUACGAUGAGGCACUAAAAUACAUAUUCAAACGAAAGAUAAAAAUGAUAUCUCCAGAAGAAAUAUCAAAGCUCAUUAUUGCGAUUGGAAAGGUUGCUCUGCGUGGCCUUCUUGCAUCUGAUCAAACGCUUUCAUUUCGGGAGGAAGAUUUUGAUCCAGAUGUGCUUCGUAUGGCUAUACGAGCUGGCAUCCUCACCAGCCAGCGAGUACAGAAGAAAAAAAGCCUCGAUACGAGUAACAGUGUUUAUUUCAUUCAUAAGACAUUCCAGGAAUUCUGUGCUGCCAAAUUCUUCCAAAGUGAAGACUUUAGUGAAAAAGAUGACGAACAAUUUGCAAAGUUCUUUCAUCAAACCCGUAAGUCAGUAGGAUUUGAUUAUCUCCUGCGCUUUUGCUGCGGUGACAAAGAUGGACGCCGUACAAACUCAAUUUUGCAAUUUUUGUUAGAUAAAGUAGAACAUGCGGGAAUUCUUCACGAUGGAAACUUACAAUUAGCCCUAAACUGUUACUUUGAGAGUCAGUCCCAGACAUUACCACCGUUGCAGUUAAUCAAUUCGGUUUUGGCAUACACAAUCACAAUCAGAGAUUUCAGUAGUGAUUAUUUCACAUCGUUGAUGUACUUCUUUAAAAACGUUACUGACCACACAAAGGCUGACGAGAACGCUUACUUUGAAAAGGUUCACAGCCUGGAAAUACAUAGCGUGGUAGCACGAGAGAGUAGCUUACUGCGAUUUGGUGCACAAUUUGCAUGCUACGUGAACAAAAUGACACAUCUUUCGGAAUUAAAUGUAGAUCUCUUAGUAAAAAAUCCGACUGGUCAACGCAUUGAAAGGAACUGUGUGUUAGAAUUUUCCUCUCUACGCAUGAACGAAUUAACGCAGCUGAAGAAUGUGAAAUUAUACAAUUUCGACUUCGCAAGUAACGACACGAAGAACAUUGUUGGGGCACUUAGUCACAUUCCAAAUCUUUACUUGAAUUUGUCUGACAAUGUGACUCUUACUGGUUCAGGGGAUUCGUGGACUCACUUGGCGGCAUUAAAAAAUGUCGGGGAAAUAAAAUUUUCUUCCUGCAAUUUGAAAGGGGAUGACGUGGAGCACAUUGCCAUGGCGGUGAGUAAUCUGACUAACCUCGUUAAAUUGGAUCUGUCUCGCAACAAGACUCUUGCUGGCUCAUGUAGUUCAUGGUCUAGCCUGGCGAAAAUGAAGAAUAUCCAGCAGCUCUGCUUGAGUGCCUGCAAAUUGACGUGGGAUGACAUGGAUCCCAUUUCCGCGGCACUGAGUAAUAUGCCCAACCUUGUUGAAUUGGAUCUGUCUUACAACAAGAAUCUCACUGGCUCAUGUGGUUCAUGGUCCCAGUUUGAAAAUAUGAGAAGUAUCAAGAAACUCAUCCUGUCUGGAUGCUCAUUAGAAGAAGAUAACAUAGAGCACAUUGUCAUGGCACUAGGUAAUAUGCCAAACCUUCUUGCGUUGGACUUGUCGAGCAAUAUGCUUCGUUACGAUGGUGAGGCAUUAUCUCAUUUGAAGAAAAUAAAGAAUCUCCAAAACCUGGACUUGGGAUACUGCAAGUUGACGGGAGAUCACAUUGAGCACAUCGCCAGGGCACUGAAAAAUAUGUCCGACUUUGUGGAGUUGGAUCUGUCGCACAAUCCGACUCUCUCUGCGUCAGGUGGUUUAUGGUCUCAGUUUUCGGAAAUUAAAAACAUUCAGGUACUGAAAAUUAUCUCUUGCAACUUGACAGUGGGUGACAUGGGGUACAUCACUAUGGCCCUGAGUAAAAUAUCCAACCUUGAUGAAUUGGAUCUGACUGGCAAUCAGGCCCUUGGAGGCUCAGAUGACUUAUGGUCUCACCUAGCAGAAUUGAAAACUAUACGUAAACUGUGUUUGCGUUCCUGCAAUUUGAUAGCGCGCGAUAUGGAGCAUAUUGCCGUGGCACUGAGUAAUCUGCCCAACCUUGAAGAAUUGGAUCUGUCUUACAAUGAGAUGCUUGCUGGUUCGAGCCGUUCAUGGUCACACUUAGCUCAAAUCAAAGCUCUCGGCAAACUGGUCUUGAGUUGCUGCAAAUUGAAAAGGUUUGACAUAAAGUACAUUUCCGCGGCACUAAGUAACAUGCCCAACCUUGUCGAAUUGGAUCUGUCUGGCAAUUUCACCCUUGCGGAAGCACGUCGUUUAUGGUCUCUCCUGACCGAUAUGAAACAGCUUCAGAUUUUGUCUCUGAAAUCCUGCGAUUUGACCGCUGACGAUAAGUCACGAAUCAGGCUUGCACAGUCCCAAAUGACCAACUUGGUGAAAUUAGAGUAUUAGCCGCCACAGCUUUCCUUUCUCAAAUGGCUUCAGCGGAGUCGACAAAAAUGUAAAGGAAGAUUUUGUUGAUUGUAAACCGCACGUCAAGUUAAUAACCGAAAAAUGCCUAGAUGGCAAUGUUAGUAUAAAAACAGCCUUGCGCAAUUUCGUGUAGGCCUAUACCCUGAAUUAUGUCAUCUUUCGAUUAAAUAUUAUACAUUGGGCAAUUAUUUCAUAAUUGUCGAGAAAGCAGAAUUUAUUUAUCUAGUCGUCGUGACUUACGACGUCCGUCAUCAAAACCAUCGUGCAAGAAUGUUUCCUGAAAAAAUAAAAGUGAAACCAACUAAAAUCAAGUUCGGAUUUUAAAUGAAAAACCUUUUCAUAACACAAAUCACAAUAUCACGUUUAUAUAGUCAACUUGGCCGUGUGGCAAUGUACCAACCGCGAUUUCCAUUUUUUGCACAACAGUGUUCUUUUCUCUCAUAUCUUCCAAGCCUCCAAAGCUGCAGGCGCUGCUAAGUACAUGAUUUUCUGCUAAAACAGUGUUUUCGUCU